Messenger RNA from Medioppia subpectinata, 1369 nucleotides. The record is from the annotation of a GenBank genome assembly. NCBI's taxonomy places the organism in Eukaryota, Metazoa, Arthropoda, Arachnida, Sarcoptiformes, Oppiidae.
AAAGUUGUUUUUGUUGGUGUUGUGUCUGUUCGUAUAUUUUAAUCAUAUCUUAAAACACUAGUUAAUUAAUUAAAAACUAUAAAUAAUGGGACUAUUAUUUUCGCGAUUGUGGAGUUACUUUACCCACGAAGAACAUAAGUUAGUGAUAAUUGGCCUUGAUAACGCGGGCAAAACGACCAUAUUAUAUCAAUUCCUGAUGGAAGAAGUAGUGCACACAUCGCCGACACUGGGGUCGAACGUGGAGGAAGUGGUCUGGAAGAACAUCCACUUUGUCAUGUGGGACAUCGGCGGCCAGGAAUCGAUCCGUCAGGGCUGGCAAACCUACUACACGAACACCGAGUAUAUAAUACUGGUGGUCGACAGCACCGAUCGCGAGCGCAUUGGCAUCAGUAAAGAGGAGUUGUGGAAAAUGUUGGCUCACGACGACCUCCGGAAGGCCGGUGUCCUGAUCUACGCUAAUAAACAGGACGUGAAGGGCUGUAUGACCGCCGCCCAGAUCUCCAAAGAGCUCAAUCUGACCGCCAUUAAGAAACACAAGUGGCAGAUACAGGCCUGUUGUGCGCUCACCGGCGAAGGGUAUGUUGUGCUGGUCAUCCUAUCUAUGAUUUCCAACAGUAUUGUCCUGUGGUCUACAGUAUGUUGUGGUGAUGCGAAUACAUGUAUUGAAGUGAACACGAGUUCGGGUUCAGUGAGGGGUCAGACACUCCAUGUCUUGAAUCGCAAAAUACAUCAAUUCUUGAAUAUACCCUACGCUGAGCCACCCUUAGGCCCACUCAGGUUCGCCCCACCCCUACCUCUCAGAGCACCCAAACAAGGUAUAAUAGACGGCACAAAAUCUGGUAAUCAUUGCAUUCAAAAGAUACCAAAGUUUGGUGUUUUGACGGGAAAUGAAAUAUUAAGUGAAGACUGUUUGGUAUUGAAUAUAUGGACACCAAAUGUGGACAAUAGUAAUGAGAAUCAACGGAAAAGUGAUCUCAAAUCAGUCAUGUUUUGGAUAUAUGGCGGAGGACUGAGUAUGGGAUCAAUAUUUAGGGACAAAAACAAUGGCAGUGUUUUGUCGACCAAUGAUGUGGUUGUGGUUACCGUUAACUAUAGGGUCGGGCCGUUGGGGUUCUUCUACGGCGGCGAUGAGACAGCGCCCGGAAAUGCGGGCUUUUAUGACCAGUUAUUGGCACUCAAAUGGGUUAGAGAAAACAUACAUCUAUUCGGCGGAGAUAAGGAUCAGAUCACUAUAUUUGGCUUCAGUGCCGGGAGUUGGUCGGUGUCCGCACACAUACUCUCCCCGCUAUCCAAAGGCCUAUUCAAGAGGGCUAUUAUGCAAAGCGGGUCUGUUAUGUACAACAGAGAGCGUCCGGCGCUGAGCACUGUU